AUGGAUAAUAUUACCUCCUCCAUGAUAAUCCUCAACACCAGCAUCCCACAAGAUGAGUACACAGCCCCCGACUGUUCUGCCUGUACACCCAUGAUUGUAGUCAAACUUUGUACGAACACUAUCUACAAGUUUGCUGAUUAUACCACUGUUUUGGGCCAGAUAUCAAACAUUGACAAGUCAGAAUACCAGAAGGAGAAAAGCGAUCUGAAUGACCUCUUCCUGUGCUGUAAGAUAUCUCUGACAAUAUCCAUCUCCAUUCUGCAGGCAAUUGGCUCCAUUCUGAGGUCAUUGCUUGACUUCAUUUUGAACCUGUUUCAGCUUAAAGUUAAGGGUCCGCCAAUCACACUUGAGGAUCCAAAUACCAAGUAUCCGUUGAGGUUGAUUGAUAAAGAGGUUGUUUCCCGUGACACUCGGAGAUUCCGCUUUGCCCUCCCUUCUCCAGAUCAUGUCUUGGGCCUCCCAGUUGGGCAACAUAUCUAUUUAUCAGCAAAGAUUAAUGGAGAACUUGUGGUCAGGCCAUACACCCCUGUCUCCAGUGACGAUGAUAAAGGCUACGUGGAUUUGGUGGUCAAGAUUUAUUUUAAAGGUGUUCACCCCAAGUUCCCUGAAGGGGGUAAGAUGUCCCAGUACCUGGAGAGUUUGAGAAUGCAAGAUGUGAUCGAUUUCAGAGGGCCCAGUGGCUUGCUUGUCUACAAGGGGAAAGGUCAGUUUGCCAUUCGUCCUGAUAAAAAAUCUGAGGCCAAGGUUCAAGUGGUUAAACAAGUGGGAAUGAUUGCUGGCGGAACUGGUAUCACUCCCAUGCUGCAACUGAUCAGGGCGAUUGUGAAGGAUCCAGAAGAUCAGACGAUCUGUCACCUGUUGUUUGCCAACCAGACUGAGAAAGACAUUCUGUUGCAGUCAGAGUUGGAGGAAAUCGAAGCUGAGUACCCUCACCGUGUUAUAAUAUGGUACACCUUGGACAGAGCUCCUGAAGGCUGGAAAUACAGUGAGGGAUUUGUGAAUGAGCAGAUGAUUAAGGAACACCUUCCCCCAGCUGCUGACGAUGUGCUUAUUCUGCUGUGUGGCCCUCCACCAAUGAUACAAUUUGCUUGCAACCCAAACCUUGACAAGCUGGGUUAUAGUCAGAGUUCUCGGUUUGUGUACUGAGAGUGAGAAAGUCUGGCUUAUCCAAUACAAACAUACAGAAGUGAAAGGAAAGAUUAACAGUCAGGAUUCCUUUUCAUCUAGGGCCCCACUUUAUGCAAGAUACCUAAUUGAUCUUAAAUUGAGUUGUAUCGUGCCAACAUUAUGCUCUAUAUUACAGCUGUAAAACUGUGCUUUUGAAUAAUGAGGCAGCCACAUGGUAAAAUGUCCUUGGACCUGCUCCUACCCCUUUACUGUAACUUAAUGGAACAGAUUUGGACACAGUUCUGGCAUAGGUGCACUGAAUAGGAGCAUUUCUGAACAAAUCUGGUGCCUUGCUUUUGCUCUGAGCUUGAGGUGUUUUGACUUUUGCAUAACAUUUAUACUUGCAAUGCCACAGCAAUGAAGCAGAAGUUAGUGACAUGGGUGACAUUUAAAGGGGGUAGAGUUCUGGAUUUGUAUAGAAGGCCCACACACUUUUUUGUUUCCCAGAAAGCAAUGUUGGGGUUGACAAAUCUAAAUGAGUGGUGUAUAUAAAGAGAGUGACACCAGCUACCACAUGACAUAGGAAGGCACAACACUUUAAAUUCCAAAAGUAAUGGUCAAUUCAGGUGAACACAAUGCAGAGGAGAAGGGAACGUUGAAUAGUUUUAAUCUCCAUAUCAGUCAUUAAGUUAUUUCUGUUUUGUGUAAACAACCUGGGAGAAAUUUUAAAUAAACCCCACUUAAUCUUCAGCUAUUUGGCAGCUUUGAGUACUUGCUGUAGUUUUUUUUAAGAUAUGAAAGUGUAAGGAGAACGUGGGCUCUGUUCCCUGGUCAGUACUGUGCAAUUUUGCAACAUGUUAAAUUGCUUAGGAAGUGAAACCUUUUUUAAAAGAAAAAAGAUUUUUCUGUCCUGAGGUUAUCAAUUGUAAAAUAUGAAUGGACAAGGCAAUAUCUGUGCUGGUCCAACCUUCUGAAGUUUGAGAACUGUUACAAGCAAGGGUAUGCUUUUGUUGGUGCUGAAAAUGUGUUGCUGGAAAAGCACAGCAGGUCAGGCAGCAUCCAGGGAACAGGAGAAUCGACGUUUCGGGCAUAAGCCCUUUGUUGGUGAACAUUUCAGUCAAUAACUUGUUCAACCGCCUCAAGUGAAUCAAAUUUAGGUUUGCUGAGUGCUGCUUAAUUCUAGGAAGCACCUGCACUGUGCCUCCAUGUUGUCACUUCACCUCAGUCAGAGUGACUGAUAAUGGUUGAUAUAUUUACCAUAGAGUUAUUUAGACAAUUUUUGAUGGUACAGAUGAAGUAGAAAAGAGAAACUUACUCUGUGGAGUCACCUUCUGGACACAGCCUGCAACUGCACCGCAAUAGUUGAACAAAAUUCAAUGGGCAAUGUUGACACAGCAGCUCUGCAUGAAGUUUUGCAGAAAGAAGUUAGCAAACUAUCUUGACAAGAAAAAGUUUGAGGAUAGGGAGCAGAUACCACACGUAAGGCUUGCUGAAUGAAGGAAGGAUCACUGGACCCAAAACGUUAACUUUGUUUUCUCUCCUUAAGGGUUGAGAAGAGGUUGGAAAAACUCAGUGUUCACCGGAAGGGAGGAGGCCGGGGUGUGGGGGAUAACUUGAUAGAAGUCUACAAAAGUACGAGAGGCAUGGAUAAGGUGGAUUAUCAGCGGCUUUUUCCCAGGGUGGAAAGGUCAACUACAAGAGGGCACAGGUUCAAUUGAGAGAGGGAAGGUUUAGGGGAAAAUGUUUCAGAGGUGGGUGUUUGGAAUGCACUGCUAGCAGAGCUAAUGGAAGUAGUCACAUUACCAACAUUUAAGUAUCUUGAUAGACAUGUGAACGGGAAGCAAACAAAGGUGUAGAAACCACUUAUGGACCGUAAGCAGUGCAUCUAAAUAAGGACUAGGGACUAGUAUAGACUUGAUGGGCCAAAGGACUUGUUCUUGUGAUGUAUUGUAUUAGAUUAGAUUCCCUACAAUGUGGAAACAGGCCCUUCGGCCCAACAAGUCAA
Molecule: messenger RNA, 3112 nt
Organism: Chiloscyllium plagiosum (whitespotted bambooshark)
Lineage: Eukaryota; Metazoa; Chordata; Chondrichthyes; Orectolobiformes; Hemiscylliidae
Source: RefSeq, a predicted model, not a curated record